AUGAUAAUAGUCUUCCACUGGAAAAAACAUGGCGCAAGAAAUGUUUGUGACAGGGUUUCUAGCGCCGUUAAAGAGGCCAAAGAGCUCUUCCAUUCUACGUUUACCGUCUGCAGUUACCACGUAAGAAUCAUUCAAGGUAAACUGGAUCGUUUGAGCAGACGUUCGUCCGCUGGUUGCGUGGCAGCUGUGUUCAUAAAGAUCUGGGUCAUGUUUGUGGUGGCGGCCAUUGUUUUAAAUUGCGUCUGGGUGACGAUUGGAAAUUUAUUCAUUAUAUGCACCUGCCUCUUCUGUUCAGUUGUGAUGGUCAUCUUUGGAGACAUAAGGCAAAUCCUGAUGAAUCUAGAUGCUUUGCUCCAGAAUAAACCGAUUUCCUUCAGCAAGAUUUUUACGGGAUCGAGCGACGCUGGUGGUGAGUCCUUUCCUUACUUUUGGCAGUUCAAAGAAGAAGAUUCCUAUUUGUGGAAGAACUUCGGCCCUUCUGACGAUGUAGCUUUGGAAAAGCUCUACUGUGACGUGAAUAAUCUGCAAGUUACAUUGAACCUUACCGAUACUGCGUUGAGUGCGUCAUCAUCACAGGUGACAGUUCAUUUCGAGGAGAUGUCCAUGCGCUCGCCCCCCUCUGCCCAGUUCUUGCUCCGUCGAUGCUCAACACCAUCUUACAUACAGGAGCCAAACAACAAGUCAUCCACACAGUGGGUCUGGUAUUGGGCAGACAACGAUGGUUGGAAGAAAUACACUGAAACGAUGCAGUCGUCUGGGACAAAGCAAGAACAGAUAGAGGCUGCCUAUUUAAAUGGAGAAGGCUUCUAUCCCUUUCGAAGUGGUCCUCACAAUUACAUUCUAACAUUCUACGAAAUGCCUAUGCACCAAAUAAAUAUCGACCCAAAGUUCCAGACCAGGCGGUUCGUAAGAAGAAGACCUGUGUUUGUUUCAAAACCAGCUUAUCGCGCCACAAAGAGUUAUCUGAGAGGCAAGGCUAAAGAUUUUGAACGGACUCGUUUGAAAGAGAACUGCGAAAAAUACCGAACUGCGA
Messenger RNA from Pocillopora verrucosa, 1033 nucleotides. The record is from RefSeq and is a predicted model, not a curated record. NCBI's taxonomy places the organism in Eukaryota, Metazoa, Cnidaria, Anthozoa, Scleractinia, Pocilloporidae.